Rhizopus microsporus ATCC 52813 is the source of this 1693-nucleotide messenger RNA. RefSeq lists its product as uncharacterized. Gene Ontology annotation, biological process: lipid metabolic process. Lineage: Eukaryota; Fungi; Mucoromycota; Mucoromycetes; Mucorales; Rhizopodaceae. The transcript is spliced from 2 exons. Bases 470 to 1468 code for a protein of 332 amino acids. The record is from RefSeq and is a predicted model, not a curated record.
CCCUAUCCAGUCGUUCGGUUCUCGAGCGGAAGAGAGUUGGUGUUAGAAUAUGAAAAGUGGUCAUUUGAACUGCCUGGUGGUAAAGUGCUUGCCUCUCGUUCACAGAUUCCAUUAAUGCUGGCCUGGGCUAUCAGUAUACAUAAAAGUCAAGGACAGACUUUAGAUCGUGUUAAGGUGGAUUUAGGAAAGGUGUUUGAAAAAGGACAAGCCUAUGUUGCUUUAUCGCGUGCAACAUCUCUUGAAAGACUGCAGAUCCUUAACUUUGAUCCUGCCAAGGUUAUGGCUCAUCCUCGCGUUACUGAGUUCUAUAGAACUUUACAAACUGUAAACUGAUGAUCCCUUUGUGCAUAUACCCCUUUCCCUUUUUGUUUUUUUUUUUUAUUAAAAAAGAAGCUCAUGCUGCUGAGCAUUAAAAGUAAACGUUGGCUGAGAUUGAAAUGGUUCUUUUCUUUACCUUUUAAUUACAAGGAUGGUCAUCGCAGCCUCUAUGGCUCCCUACAUCCAUAUUCCUAUACCUGGGCCUAUAUUUCAUUUAAACCAUCUCGCACUUGCUUGUAUUUAUAUUGGAUGCAUUCUUAUAGACUAUUUCAUCUGUUGUUGUACAUCAAUACCCUAUCAUAAAUAUAAAUUGUGGCUUGCCACCUUUCAUAUCCUCAUGCCAAUUGUGGUCGCACCUCGUACAAAAGGAUGGACUACUUUUUAUACAGCUGUUCCUUGGUUGAUUACAUCUGCGGGUGUAUAUGUAGCUGAAAAAUACAAGCGAACAUUGACAUUGACAGCCUGGUUUAAAACAGCUUUUAUCGAAUGUAUGGCCACUGACCCACAAGGAGAUCAGAUUCGUCGCCGGGGUGUUCAAAGACUAUUGCGUAUUCUUUUCGGGCUGGCGAUUUGUCGCUAUGUGAUCAAUCCACUGCUACCAGAAGUUCCGCAGACACUCUUUCAGUAUCCAUGGUACUCUAUUUCAAGCGUGUACUAUACUUUUCUAAUGGGAUUUAAAGGCUAUCUUUUAAUGAACGCAAGCACAGUUUCUCUUUCUGUUAUUCAAACUGCUUGUGGCAUCGACCUGCUAGAACCAUUUGAUAAGCCAUUCUUGGCUACGAGUCCCAAAGAUUUCUGGAGCCGUCGUUGGAAUUCAAUUGUUCGAAACUUGUUUAUCAAAUACCUGUAUACAGCUAACGAUCGAGGUGUCAACAAGCGACUGUAUGUGUUUUACUUCAGUGCCUCUAUGCAUGAGAUUAUUAUGACCAUCGUUAAUAGGCAAAUGACGUUUGAGCAGUUUUGCUUCUUUAUGGUGCAUGGCAUUGCUGUUACCGCUCAAGUGACCUUGUUUCGGACCGUCAAACUACCACGGCCCUUAGCGACGGUGCUGACCUUACUCUUUUUUUGUCUUACUGGAAAGCUAUUUCUUAUGCCUUUUCUUCGGUAUGAGGAUAUGGCUUUCUUCCUUGGAAAGCAUUCAUAUUUGUAAUAAACUGACUUCUUUCUUUGAUAAGGGACAGUUUAGAUGUCUCUCUGUAGAUGUAUAAAUACUUUUCAGAAAUUAAGAAAGAUAAACAAUUCCUCAUUUAUUAUGAGCCAACACCGCAGUUCCUUUCUUUUGGGGUUGGGAUACCAUCGGAAGUGCUUUUUGUUCAUAUUUUUAAAGGAACCAAAAAACACUUCUUCUUUCACAUACAACUCAAUGCAACAAACA